This is a messenger RNA of Mauremys mutica (yellowpond turtle), 879 nucleotides long. RefSeq lists its product as uncharacterized. The record is from RefSeq and is a predicted model, not a curated record. The transcript has 4 exons. Bases 67 to 660 code for a protein of 197 amino acids. NCBI's taxonomy places the organism in Eukaryota, Metazoa, Chordata, Testudines, Geoemydidae.
GGCCGAUUUCCGUUUUUUGAGCAGAGCCGAACACACAACACAAAGCUUUUUGAACAGCACCCGUGCAUGCUAGUUUCACUACAUAUAGAAGAAGCUGCGUUUUACACUCACGGAGCAGCGUGCCCACUGCACAGAAUGAUCAAUAACUUUUCAGAAGUGAAGGGGGCUUUUGUCCGACAGCGCCUUACCGCUAACCUUGCGACACUGCGAAAAGAUCAAUUUAAAAAGUUCAAAGAUGUGCUGUGCGAGACACCCGUGAAGGACCUUGUCCGUGCAGGAGAUGAAUUUCUUGAUGCACCCAACACGUUCCAGAGGGACGCCAGCCUAGAAACCCUUGUCGAGGAUUUGAUAGGCAAAUUCGGCCGGACUAACGCACUGAGAGCAGCUGCAACAGUGAUGGAAAAAAUAGGGAGAAGGGACCUCGCGAAAGAACUCGAGAGAGAAUUACAUGACGUGGCAGAGACCCAGCAUGAAUUGGAAAGAAGAAAAGUAGGACCAGGUGUAACACUGAUAGGAUUUGGAGUUGGAGCUCUAGCUGGAGCAGGAUAUUGGGCAAUGGCAGCAGCAUCAGUAACUGGAGCUUCCAUGUUUGGUCCAGUUACACUUGGAAUAGCAUCAGGUGCAGCAGUAUGGACCGGAAUAAAAUACCUCCGUAAGUGACAGGGCAGCCGCUGUAGGCACCAAUUUAGUCCCGACGGUAACUGGAGACUUUGUGUUUCUCUAGACGAAGAUUCCUAUUGCCGCCUUAUCUAAGAUUUUCCCUUCACUUCAUCCUGUCGCCGGCUUCCUUCGAAGAGAUCCCGGCGUUGGAAAGACACAGCGGCAAGUGCUGAUCCGAGCCCUCUGUUGAAUUAAAUAAAACGGCGAUUGCUUCUCACA